Messenger RNA from Colletotrichum navitas, 843 nucleotides. RefSeq lists its product as uncharacterized. Lineage: Eukaryota; Fungi; Ascomycota; Sordariomycetes; Glomerellales; Glomerellaceae. The transcript has a single exon. Bases 285 to 791 code for a protein of 168 amino acids. The record is from RefSeq and is a predicted model, not a curated record.
GGAUCGACAGUGACGGGUGGAUAUUGCCAGAACGUAGACUCUGAAGCUCUGGGAUGAGUCAGGCUGGUGCGCACCGGACGCGGGUUGGCGGGUUUUGGGCGGGCUUAGGGACGGGAUGCGAUGCUGUGGUGGCCAAAAGUUAUACCAGGUCUGUUUUGCGAAAGGAAAACGGCAGAGCGAGCGGGAGACGACGUAGAAAUAGAUCAGCGGCGGGAUGAGAGGUCGAGAGCGGGGAAUUUGAUGGUUGAUCCACAGGUCCCAAGGUGGGAUGCAGGGUUGCAGCGAUGAGCGGUCGUUCGAGUUCGAAGGGGGCCAAGUUGGCUUCGUACGUAAGGUGCAGCCGUUGUUUGCUACUGUCUGGCGUUAACAGGCUGCAACAUAGGCAGUUCGUCUCGAGAAGGCUGGAGCAGAUCGGCAGCAACGGGAUGUGCGGAGUCGGCGACGGCGACGGCAGCGGCGACGAUGAGAGGCCGACUGACAAAGGCGCGGGGAAAGAUGAGGGGACUCAAGAAAUGAAUUUCGGCGAAAGGCGAGAGCGGAGCGCACAGGCAGAGGCGAAGCGAGGAUGCUUAGCAAAGGGCGGAGGGGGGGGAGCAGUGUUAGUAAAUGCAGUGCGAUGCUGGCUGGGGUGGGCCUUGAGUGGGAUUAUUUCCCUUCUUUGGCUUUUUCCCACUUGGGUGGGGGGUGCUUUUUUAUUUGAAUUUUUUUAUUCCUUCGUCGCCUUGUCGGCAAUCCUAAAGCGACCCAGAUUGGAGAUGGUGCCGGGAGAGCAAAAUGAUAUUGGCGAUUAAUAGGUGUUCGGCGAGGUGGAAUCGAUCACCAAGGAUGUUGCUGCUUGUCCUU